Molecule: messenger RNA, 1973 nt
Organism: Seriola aureovittata
Lineage: Eukaryota; Metazoa; Chordata; Actinopteri; Carangiformes; Carangidae
Product: olfactory receptor 13A1
Exons: 1
Coding region: 1-1155 (384 amino acids)
Biological process (GO): G protein-coupled receptor signaling pathway
Cellular component (GO): membrane
Molecular function (GO): G protein-coupled receptor activity
Source: RefSeq, a predicted model, not a curated record
AUGCCAUCAGUGCCUGUGAUGACUGUCACGGAGACGCACAACCUCACCGAGCAGUGCGGCUGGUUAAGCGAGGAGAACCAAACUGAGCCGCGCGUAACGGGGCAGCUGGACGCUGCCAGCUGCCUCUUCCUGUCUAUAAUCCCCAAUGGACAUGCAGUUCCAGCGCUGAUAUGCAUCUUUGUGUUGCUGACUCUGUUCUCGUUUCUGGUUAAUGGUCUUACUCUGUUCGGGCUCGGACGGUCCGAGGACCUCUCCUGGGAGCCGCGUUUUGCUUUCCUGAAGAAUCUGAUUUUGAGCGACCUCAUUCAGACCGCCACCUUAAGUCCGGCGGUCAUCCACUCAUUAGUCCAUCGCCGGACGAUGGAGUUCAACACCUGGUGUUACGUCCAGUACUUUGCCGGGACCGCCAGCAUUUUCUCCAGCCUCGUCACCAUCACUUGCAUGGCGCUGGAGCGCUACCUGUACGUGUGCCACGCCAUCCACUAUUUGGGCAUCCUCACUCAGGUGCGCCUGUGGGUAACCCUGAGCCUUAUUUGGGUCUACUCCAUCUCCGUCAGCACCGUCAACAUGGUGUUGCUGCACAUGGGCACUGAGCGAAAGAAUGACCCGACCACCAGGGGGUUACUGUGCGAGCCGGACAUGAUGGAGCAGCACAUGGGGUUCCCCCGUGUCUCAGCCGUUUUUCGCAAAGUCGUGGGCUCAUUUACUCUGCUGCUGUGCCUGCUGGUCUACGCGUUCUCCUACUUGAGGAUGUACCGGGACGCGCGUAACGCAGUGAUACCGUUCAACGCUGUCAACAACACGGCUCGCAAGACUGUGUUGUUCUACUGCGGCAUGCUGUUCCUGCAGCUGCUGCCGCUGCUGAUUAAAGCCGCCUCUGACGCGCUGUGGGAGGUUGAGGGGACAGUGGCUAUGACGGCACGGGCAUCUGAGGGCAACAGCAUGAUGGAGACGACUCCCUCGGCCACUGCGGUCGUGCUCCACAUGUCCCUGCUUAUGAUGCUUAUUGUACCACCCUGCAUUAACCCGCUGGUGUACGGGCUGAGGAGCGCGGAGAUGAGGCAGGCCCGGCGGAGCCUGUUCCGGUGGUGGAUGGAUAAGAGGGUGCGAGAAGUGGAGGGGACACGAGUCCGAGAGGUUGUGCGUUCAAACUGAGCUCAUUUCUAUUGUGAUGUUUUACAGUGAUGCAACUAACCUGACUAGGAAGUAGGAAGUCGAGACAAUAUCUCCCGGUGAUGGAAGAACAUUUCCAAAGAAGGACAGAAAGUGUUGUUAAUUAGGUAUGCUGCAGAACAGGAAAAAGUUUGACUAUUCGCAGUUAGUUCCGACCAAGUAAUUUGAUUGGACACGAGGCAUUCAAUGACUGCUUUUAAUGGACUUUUAAUGUAUCACUUAACAGGUGUUCUAUUAACCGUUAAUCAUCGUCACAUUAACGGUUGUUAUCUGUCUAAGAUUGUAAUAAACGUUGCAAAGAUGAAUAUAUUUCCAGAAAUAACAUUUGGAUUCAAUGAUGUACGGUCGUUAAAGGAGCAAGAAGGGAAGAAGCCUUGAUACUUAAGCGCACACCUGAGGAGUGCCUGCGGCCUCACACCUAUGACCGAAUCACAGCCGUGCUGACAUCCAGUACAUUACCCCCCCCGUGUUUUAAUGACUCAAACACACGCAGCAAAAUGAAUAUGCACAAACACUGCCAUAAAAUGGGCCAUUUUUCUUGUCAGUCCUCUUGUUUUGAUACAUACAGGGUGGGACAUUAAAGCAUUGCCUUGUCUUCGUAUUUGACUUAAUGGAGCUAGUACAUUUGUAUCCUAAAAUCUUGCCACAUUACUCUACAGUCAUUUCAACAUGUGACAUCAUUACUGUGGACUUGGUUGGAAGUCAGAGACUUCAAAUGAAUAUAAAUGCUUUUCAGUAAAUAUACUGUUGUCUAGCUGUUACCAGUGAUUGAAGUGGGGGAAAAAAGUGUUUGUACUCAC